AUGGAAUAUAUUCCAUUGUUACCAAUCGGAUUGCCUGUUUCAAUUCUGCAGAGUGGUGAAGCUACAGGAUUAGUGCAACAAUCGCAGGAAUACAACCUUAUGUCUUGGCAAAUUUCGCUUACGGCCUACUUGGGUUUACCUGGUACUUCUGAUAUCCCCUCGUCAGAAUCAUCCACAAGUUCGCAUCCUAUCCCUAAUAACCCACUUUUGAUACAAGAAUUGCUUAUAGAACCUUCGGAAGAAGAUUGUGUUAAGGUUGUUAAUGUGGAGGAGAGUGAUCAAUCGCCUGCAAUCGAAUUAGCCCAUCUAUAUGAAAAAAUGAAAUUUGCUGAAAUUAGGACUAUACGAGCCAAACAAGAUGAAAUCAUGAGCUGGUAUUGCUAUAGAAGGUAUUUUGAAAAAAGACAUAGUGAGAUUUUACCUGAAAUUCUGGAGAAUGGAGUUAUUACGAACAAAAAAGCCUAUGAACUUGUGAGUGGGCAGAUUUAUGAUGAAAUGCUACAGUAUCUUUCAGGAGUCUCUCGUGUAAACUUGCGCAAAAAAACCCAGCUAACUAAGCCUAUAUAUAUGUUAUUUAACGAAAUUGGAGAAGAUAUGAUUAUGCAAAUCAAAACUUAUAGCGCAAAUAAACUCUCAAAGUUAACUGUCAUGCAAAUCGAUACUAUUAAAACAACACUGCGUGAAAAAAAUUCACGCACUCACGUGACUUCGGAAAUAAUCACCGGUGAUGCAACUGCACCUGUCGAAUCUAUGGUAAGCGUUCCUAAUUCUUUAGGUGAUUCCAAAGUAAUCGGUCCAGAUAAUUCACCACCUAUUCCACCAGCGCCACAAGUUUCACAUGUUCUUAUCAAGAUAUCUAAAUUCCCUGAAGAUAGGAAUAUCAUCUAUGAAGCUGUACGUAAACGUUUCCCUUUCUUAUCAUGGACUAAAUCAAUUACAAAAUAUCGAGAUCAUUUCGAAUAUACCAACUCUGAAGCCAAGUGCCCAGCAUGUACGAGCAUUCACACACAUCGAGGCAUAUGGGGUGAUUGGACUUGCCAAAGUAAAGAUAAUUUCUAUUAUCUUAUGUGUCCCUGGGAUAUUCAUCAAAACAAGAAAGUCAAAAUUGCUACACAGGUUUGCUAG
This is a messenger RNA of Funneliformis mosseae, 1125 nucleotides long. The record is from the annotation of a GenBank genome assembly. NCBI's taxonomy places the organism in Eukaryota, Fungi, Glomeromycota, Glomeromycetes, Glomerales, Glomeraceae.